AUGGUCAACAAUAGCCGAUGGCAGCCGCAAUCUAUGGAGGGUGCUUUGGAUUGCCGGGAGGACAUGCUCAGUGAGUAUCAACCCUUGGCGAAGCCGAAAAGCGAGGUAAUCAUAGGUCAAAUUCCGUCAUACGUCCGGAAAGCAUUUCUGGCUAAAGGAAUUAGCUUCCAAGACAGACUUCGCUUGCAUCAGCUUUUGGAGAGGGCUGUAAUAUUAUGCUACGAGCAUGAAUGUCACCAGAUCUGGUGUCGAGAGAUUCAAGAGAAUUCCAUGAAGGUCGCUGAACCGUUUUUGAGAACCACGAUUGACCCGUUUCAGCAUGCUCAUGUGCAUCGCCAUGGCAGCGGAGAUUCACCAUCUGAAAAUGGCCUACUCAAAUCUGUUGCGAGCUAUUAUAGGAGCUUUAUGGGAACGGUCGAUAUUUUGGCUGCGGCUGCUGAUUACCUGGACAUGGUCUUUACAAUGAAAACAUUUCACAAAUCCACUCGGAGUGUGUGCAUCCAGGCUUUCAAAGCGGGCGUGUGCAAAUCUCGAGAUGUCUAUGAACUCAGAGAUGGCGUUCCUCGUGAGGACCUUCCUCGUGAGGACCUUCCUCGUGAGCACCUUCCUCGUGAGGACCUUCCUCGUGAGGACAGCAUGCAGUACUUAAAGCGAACUUUGUGGGAUCACAUCAUUGCUUGGGAGAAGUCGUUCGUACAGAGACUGGCGUCGGAGAAAAUGGACGAAGCAUCUGGUAAUGAACAGGAUUCUGGCGAGCAUCACUGCGAGGUUGUGAAUCGUUGCUACCGAUGUUAUCGCGCCGUUUGGAAGGAGCGUUUCCAGGUGAUAUCUGAGCUGAUGGCACAUCUGGAUAUUGCGGACAUUGCCGCCGCUCAGGUCGCAACAGACAUGGCUGUCAGUGCGGUUUUGGGUUCCUUCCGGAACCACCAGUGUUUGGGCACGUUGAGACGAGUCAUCAACCAGAUGGAGGAGUGGUACCAAGAUGCAUAUAAGCAGAGUUACUCGCGGGAAGAACUAUUCCAUGGAAAAUUAGUGGCGAGGCUUUUCGAGCCCAAUGGUUUCUGGAUCUCGGCAGCUAAACCCCGACUAUUAACCUUCCAGUUCUCUGACCUAAAUGGGCGGGCUAACCCUCAGAGUAACGGCCAAGAGCAAAAGGGAUGUUUCGUAAAGAAACGGAGACCAGAUACUGGAGAGGGAAACCCGCAUGGAAUGUACAGUGGGUGUAAUGAGGAUACACGUAGUCCGAUUGAAGAAGAGGAGGAGAUACUGCCUAUGGAGAGGGCCCAUUCAAGAUGCCCAGAGACGAAGAUAGUGAGGCUGGAUGUGUUUGGCUCAGAGACGCAACCUUCAGCACAGUCGGUUUCACUAACGGUGUCGGCUUCCACAUUGUUUGAGUCUGGAGCGUUGCUUGAGUGGGAGACCUGGAGAGCCUUGGUCUCAGGCUUGGUGAGAGGCACAAGUGCGUACGAGUCUUUGCUCCAGGCUUGGGGUCGCCUGGUAACAAACGUGACCACUCAGGUGCUGAAGGCGGUGCUGUCAAGGUCUUCUGACGAGCAAGUCGCAAGCGCCUGCGCCGUCACUGACCAAAUGAAAGUGAAAAUCAUUACCACCCUCUACUUCCGGUUUGUCGCCAUGGUAGUGACGGAGCAGGGUGGCACAGCGCGCACUCCUGAAGACGGAAACGCUAGCGCUAGUGCUAGCAACAGCGAGGGGGUGGGGUAUGUUGAGUACAGAGUGUUGAAGGAGUACUUUGGUCAUGCAUUUUCGUCUGUCGCCAGGGGAGAGUUGCUCUCUGCUUGUCUUGUUAACUACAUUGAGGCUCUGUGGGUCGAAGGCUGCGAGGAUGAGACAAGCUACUUAGAAGUGCUGCCAGUGUUCAGGGUCCUCGAAGACAAGGCUUUGUUGCAGAAGCUGCUGGAGAGCAAGCUCAUAUCGGUGCUGCUAGUUCACCGAAUCAAUACGGUGACCGGACUGAACAUGGUAAUCAACCUUCUGAAAGACGAAUGCGGAGACAACUACGUCAGCCAAUUACUCAGCAUCAAGUCAGACUGCGAGAAGUCCCUACUACAAUCCAAAGGCUGCAACAUUCCCCGGAUCUCCGUUCGAGCGCUCUCUCUACGAUCGUUUCAAACAAGACAAAUCGAGACACAUGCUCGAAUUACCAACACGAACAAUCUUUGGUUCCCACAAGACUGGAAACUGCCGGGAGACGUAGCCGCAUUGGCGGGUCAGUACGCUGACUAUUAUAAAAGUCAAUUCAAACACCGGCUACUAAUUUUCGACCUGAGAGCGUCUUUCGCACACAUUGAAGAUAGGCGCACUGGAGACAGUCUAGUUGUGUCCACAAGUCAAUAUUUAGUAAUGACUCUUUUAAGUCAGAAACGAAGUAUGUCACGUGCUGAGGUGACCGAAGCGUUCGGGGGGGAUGCGGAGACCGCCCACCUCGUACUCGAGACCUUGAGCAAGACAGGCCGUCCAUGCAUUAAGGAGAUUGAGCCAAAUUGCUACGCGCUAAUAACGAGGGGUGAGCAGUGGGGUACGAACCGGCUGUCGGCUCACGUGUGUCCAGAGCAAUCUUCUUCGUGCGUUAAUUACCACGAAUUGUUGCUUCAAUCGGAGGCCGAGAGAGAUCGACAGAAGCGGGUCGAAACUUCGGGCUCGUCCGAAGCCGAGGCCCGCGAGGUACCGUCUUUCUUCAGAGAUAUUGGUCUCGAGGCUUACAUCAUGCGAUUCUUGAAGACCAAUUCGCACGCUAAAUGGGAUCAGCUCUUCCUCAUUUGCCAGAUGGAGUGCCGCCACCACGGAAAUCUCACAAGAGAACUCUUUGACGGGAAGGUUCACAAACUCAUAUCCAGGGAUUUCAUUAAACAACAGGGGGACACUCUCCAUUACGCUCAAUAG
Messenger RNA from Gregarina niphandrodes, 2901 nucleotides. RefSeq names its product cullin family protein. Gene Ontology annotation, biological process: ubiquitin-dependent protein catabolic process. The coding region runs from base 1 to 2901 and encodes 966 amino acids. Gene Ontology annotation, molecular function: ubiquitin protein ligase binding. The record is from RefSeq and is a predicted model, not a curated record. The transcript is spliced from 2 exons. NCBI's taxonomy places the organism in Eukaryota, Apicomplexa, Conoidasida, Eugregarinorida, Gregarinidae.